This is a messenger RNA of Amoebophrya sp. A25, 719 nucleotides long. Lineage: Eukaryota; Dinophyceae; Syndiniales; Amoebophryaceae. The record is from the annotation of a GenBank genome assembly.
GUCCAGCAGGCAAGAAAAGUUCGGCAAAAAACAAAGGGAACACACCAGCGAGAGGGAAGCCUAGGCCAGCAAGCGCCGCUACAAGUCGAGGUGGGGGGAAAAAGAAGACCGGCGUUUCGCCUUCAGCUAAGCCUGCUGUAAAGAAAAAAAGUGGUACACCGGGAGACACCAAUACGAUUAGUAAAAACGACCUAGUAGAUCGAAAGAAAGCGUCCGUCGGUGAAGGAGACGGGCCUUCAGUGACGCUGAGUGAAGUAGCCGUUCAUGUUGGUGGAGGCGCGGACGCUAGCAAAAAGCCUGCGCCCAAGGCUGGAUCAUCUUCUAAACCUGCAGCUGCUAGCCCAUCCUCUGGAACCCCUAGUUCGGAUAGUAGUGGUUCGUCUAGGGCGGAUUCGAGUCCUGCUGAUUCAUCUCCAGCACAAGUCAGUCCGAACGAAACGCAAACGACUAUAAGAGAUAAGGGAGCAUCAAAAAAACAUCAAGGUACUAGACCAGGAAGAGAACACGAUUUGGACGACAGUUCUAGCGCACCCGAUGGUCUAAAGUCUGAUGCAGAGCGUAAGGAGGCUACAGGGUUGAGCGCAGAGGAGGGACAUGCUGCGGCACGACGACGGGUGAACACGAGGCCAGCGGCUUUCUGGGCAAAAACACCAUUAGAAUACGGGCUCGAGACCUGUCGCGCAUAUAUGGCUGUUGCCGACAAAUUUCUUCGGGGAAAG